Patiria miniata (bat star) is the source of this 1628-nucleotide messenger RNA. Its product is annotated as DOMON domain-containing protein FRRS1L-like. Bases 139 to 828 code for a protein of 229 amino acids. Gene Ontology annotation, biological process: regulation of glutamate receptor signaling pathway. Lineage: Eukaryota; Metazoa; Echinodermata; Asteroidea; Valvatida; Asterinidae. The transcript has 5 exons. The record is from RefSeq and is a predicted model, not a curated record.
AACUUUCUGCAGGGGUGUAGGUGAACAAACAACUGAUAGAGGCCUCACAGUAAAGUGAAUCUCAUGAUCAGAGUUGUACUUUUUUUCAUCUGAGCGGGAGCGGUUAGAACGCAUUUUGGUACCACCUGAAUUUUCAUCAUGGCAGCCAUAGUUUCGAGUUCGACCAUGAUUCUUCUUCUCUUCGUCGGAUUGCUGGCGAUGCCGUGUUCUAGGGCCGAGUACUUCUGCGGCAUCCACAACGCCUGCUACAUGACGCCUGACGGCUGCUCCUACGGCAAUUGCGACUUUGAGGUUGUGUGGAGCCAGCAGGAAAACACCACCAAGUACGACUUCAAGAUCGCCGUCAGGACUACCGGCUGGGCCGCGUUCGGCAUUUCCAGUGACAAAUUCAUGGGAGAUGAUGACGUAUACAUGUGCAUCGUAGAGGGCGAUGGGGCCAAAUUUGAGCAUCGCUUCAACUUCGGCAGGAGCAACAUCGCAGGCACUGGGACGGGUGUCUUGUCCACGGAGCGCAGAUACGUCAAUGGCGUAGUCAGCUGCCGCAUCGAGCGUGAUCUGAGCGUGACCAACAACGGCGUGACCGUCGACCUCACCACCGAUUGGUACAUGUUCUUCGCAAAGGGUCCUAUCCAGUCAGGAAGCCCCUUGCAGCACGACAAAAUCCCCAGGAUCACCAAGGUGAAGGUGGACUUCUCCGAGCUGCCCGUCCUGACUCCUGGCGACCUAGACUAUCCUAACACCAACGACAACGGUGCCACGGCCCAGCGAGCAGGUUUUCUGCUGAUAAUGUGCAGCACCAUUCUCCUUCUGAUGGGCGUACACAUGUAGAACGGAUACCGACGUAAACGCUGCAGUGCCUGUAUAAACUUGUACCAGAUGCAUCAUACCACAAACGCGUGCACAAGCGCUCAGCUUAUAAACACAAAAUUCUUCAACUAUAAUUAAACACGCAUUAUGGACAGGCAAUGAACAUGGCACCAAGAACGAUAUAGCACAGUUUUGAUAUUGAAUAUUUUUUUAUUACUAAAAUUACUGCAGCCCAAAACUGUGAUCCAACAUUAAGGGGAGUUCUGGUUGCAAUUGAUAAGAUUAGUUUUGUUUCUUGUUGAAAAAAAUAUGAAUGAGCCAAUAAAGAUCAUUUUAAGUUUUGGUGAAGGGAAGAACUAGUAAUCGCUUAUUUUUAGUAGUUUGAUUUCAACAGAAAAUAUUACCGAAAAUAUUGCAUCUAGAGCGCAAUAUACAAAUGUACUUACUAUCACUAUACCAUAAGACUGACUAGCUGUAUGUUUCCACUCAUUAAAGGUCCCCCUAUAUCUGCUAAUUAUUUCAUCUUGUUUUCAAAACCUAUUUUCAGUUUUACCUUGUUUAAUCAGAAUAAACAAAUAAAACCUAAUGAAAUAUCCGACUUGAAAAUGAAACAUUUUGCUCGCGUUUUUAUUCUAUAGUCAUAGCAAUUUGAGACCACAUUACUCUGGUAUUCUGCAAGAACGCAGUAAAUUAUUCAAAUACAUGUAUUAAUAAAAUAUUAUUUUGGAACUGGGGUCUUAAGAAUUCCGAUGCCUUUAUAACUAGCACCCGAUGGUGGCAACAACUCCAUUUGCAAGCUCGUAUAUGGACCAAUCCUGGCA